AUGUUCAGUACGGCAAAUGCUGAUUCGUCAAACGAAAAACUUGAAUUGUGGAAUAAAAUCACUCAAAUCGCAGGCGAUGCUAUCCUCGAGCUGAAUCUUUCAGAGGAAGACCUGCCCGACAUAGCCCUUUCGGAUCUGAAAAUGCUUUGCGAGCCGUACAUCAAGGCGCAUCAAGCACUUUUGGCGAGCAGGACCAGUGCCCAAAUGCGUGAAGAGAGCCUCCAAAAAGCAAGAAAUUCAAUUCGUUCACUCCUCCAAAACGUCGACCAGAAAGAAUUGCUCGACACGAUCCCGUCUGAGCUAGUCGAAGUCGUCGUGGAUCUAAAUUUGCCCGUGCGUCGCUCUAAAUUCCAAUGGGCGAUCAUUGAGGGCGUCGAGGAACUGAAGGAAACCCUCAAACGUGAGUUGAAAAUCGCCGAGAGGGAGCAAGAGUUCGUGAAUGCACUUGAGAGAGCGGGCAGUGUAGAAGUGUUCCUUGAAAGCAUGCGGAUGGAUAUAGAGGAGGAAAUUAUAACGAUUGGUACUAUCGAAGAACGCCUCCAACAAAAUCGAGUGGAAAUCCCGGCUUUACGCCGCCAAAGAAAAGAGUUGAGGAAGAUGUUGACUGUUCUCGAGCCAGGAUACAAGAACUUCGCAGAGUUCAAGGGAGCAAUCCUAAGUAUCUUCAACGAACAAUCAUAA
This is a messenger RNA of Oikopleura dioica, 681 nucleotides long. Lineage: Eukaryota; Metazoa; Chordata; Appendicularia; Copelata; Oikopleuridae. The record is from the annotation of a GenBank genome assembly.